Messenger RNA from Lactuca saligna, 489 nucleotides. Lineage: Eukaryota; Viridiplantae; Streptophyta; Magnoliopsida; Asterales; Asteraceae. The record is from the annotation of a GenBank genome assembly.
AUGAAUAACACAUCAAUCGAUCUCUGCAUCAACGGACUAAGGAAAGCCCGUUCAUUCAUCUACCUAGCUUCUUCUCGACUUCCAUCAAUGGCGUCCCUUCUUACAAUUCCAGUCACCCAUCUUCCAUCUAGACUCCCUUCCACUCAAUUCACCAUGGGUGGACAGAAACUCGUGAUCUUCAAAUCACAGAGAAGGUCAUUGCAGAUCUCCCACUGCUUCAAGACCACAGUUUCAUGCUCAGCCGCUGAACCAGAGACUCUGAAGAUAGUGCAGACCACCAUUGCCAAGCAAUUGUCAAUCGAUGAGACCACUGUUGCCCCAACAACCAAAUUCGUUGAUCUUGGUGCAGAUUCCCUUGACACCGUUGAGAUUUUAAUGGCUUUGGAAGAACAGUUUGGUGUGUCGAUUGGAGAAAGUGGAGCUGAGAACAUCUCCACAGUUCAAGACGCUGCUGACCUAAUUCAGAAAGUAAAAGCAGCCGAUGCUUAA